GUUGCCUGUUGCCUGGACGACUUUCGAUUUUUUUUACAGUCUUGAGCAGAGGAGAUGGAGAAGUAUGAGAAAAUCAAAGUGGUCGGAAGAGGAGCUUUUGGGAUAGUGCACCUGUGUCGCCGGCGCAGUGAUGGGGCUUUUGUGAUCCUGAAGGAGAUCCCAGUAGAGCAGAUGUCCCGUGAUGAACGCCUUGCUGCCCAAAACGAGUGUCAGGUGCUGAAGCUGCUCAACCACCCCAACAUCAUAGAGUACUAUGAGAACUUCCUGGAGGACAAGGCUCUGAUGAUCGCUAUGGAAUAUGCACCAGGUGGAACCCUAGCCGACUACAUUCAGAAGCGCUGUAACUCCCUGCUGGAUGAGGACACCAUCCUGCACUUCUUUGUCCAGAUUCUGCUGGCUCUGUACCACGUGCACAACAAGCUCAUCCUACACCGCGACCUGAAGACUCAGAACAUUCUGCUUGACAAGCAUCAAAUGAUCGUCAAAAUAGGCGACUUUGGAAUCUCCAAAAUCCUAGUCAGCAAGAGCAAAGCCUACACUGUGGUGGGGACCCCAUGCUACAUCUCCCCGGAGCUGUGUGAGGGGAAGCCCUACAACCAGAAGAGUGAUAUCUGGGCCCUGGGCUGUGUUCUAUAUGAGCUAGCCAGCCUCAAGAGAGCUUUCGAGGCUGCUAACCUACCUGCCCUAGUGUUGAAGAUCAUGAGCGGUACCUUUGCCCCAAUCUCAGACCGGUACAGUACAGAACUCAGGCAGCUCAUCAUGAACAUGCUCAAUCUGGACCCGUCCAAACGCCCUCAGCUCAAUGAGAUCAUGGCCCACCCUGUUUGCAUCAGACCCCUGCUAAACCUCUAUACUGAUAUAGGCAACGUCAAAAUGCGCAGAAUUGAGAAACCACUGUCCACCGUACAGUCAGGAGGUCAUGGUAGACAAGGAGGGCGAAUGACCGGCACAAGGUCCUUCAGAGAUGGACGGAUGGGAACAGGAAAGUUGCACUCCUUCCCCCUGUCAUCAGUGUACACAUGGGGCAGUGGCAUCUCUGCGCCUCUGCGUCUACCCAUGCUCAACACAGAGGUGCUGCAGGUGGCCCUGGGACGCACACAGAAGAUGGGCGUCACCAAGUCAGGCCGACUCAUCACCUGGGAGGCUCCGUCAGUAGGAUCUGGUGAGCCCACUCUGCCUGGUGCAGUAGAACAGAUGCAGCCACAGUUCAUCUCUCGCUUCCUGGAGGGCCAGUCUGGAGUCACCAUCAAGUCUGUGUCCUGUGGGGAUCUCUUCACCACCUGUAUGACAGACCGAGGUAUUAUUAUGACAUUUGGAAGUGGAAGCAAUGGCUGUCUCGGACAUGGAAAUUUUAAUGACGUAACACAGCCCAAGAUUGUAGAGGCCUUACUCGGAUACGAGCUGGUCCAGGUGUCAUGUGGUGCUUCCCAUGUGCUUGCUGUGACCAAUGACAGAGAAGUAUUCUCCUGGGGAAGAGGAGACAAUGGUCGCCUGGGGCUGGGCACCCAGGACUCCCACAACUCUCCCCAGCAGGUGUGUGUGCCAGGGAAGUUUGAGGCCCACAGGGUGCUGUGUGGAGUGGAUUGCUCCAUGGUAAUCAGCACCCAGAACAGCAUUCUGGCCUGUGGCAGCAACAGGUUCAACAAGCUGGGGUUGGAUAAGAUCAAUGCUGCAGAGGAGCCAGCCCCCUGUGACCAGAUUGAAGAAGUCUACUUGUUCAGUCCUGUCCAAUCAGCACCUCUGAAUGUGGACAAGGUUGUUUACAUUGACAUUGGAACAGCCCACUCUGUUGCUGUCACAGAGAAGGGUCAGUGUUUCACAUUUGGCAGUAACCAGCAUGGUCAGCUGGGCUGUAGCUCCCGCCGGACCAGUCGUGUGCCUUAUCCGGUGCCGGGCCUUCAGGGAAUCAUCAUGGCAGCCUGUGGGGAUGCAUUCACUCUGGCAAUUGGAUCAGAAGGGGAGGUGUAUACCUGGGGAAAGGGGGCCCGUGGGCGCCUCGGAAGAAAAGAGGAGGAUUCUGGGAUACCGAAGGCAGUGCAGCUCGACGAGAGUCACCCGUUCACGGUGACGUCAGUGGCAUGUUGUCAUGGCAACACUCUGCUGGCAGUGAAACCUUUGCUUGAGGAGCCAGUCCCCAGAUGAUACAGCUCUGAAAACCAUCCCACCACUGUCCACCCCUUCAGUAGCUGUCAGGAGAGAAACAGUGGCACAAGGUGAAGGACUGCUAGCCUCCUCUGAAUAACCUCUUCCAGUGGCCGGUAGUUCACUAAGCUGUUGGAGGAUUCCUGCACAUCUUACACAGUUUCAGUUGCCCUGUCUCAAGUCAGUAAUUUUUUUUUUUUUUAUAUUAUGUUUUUCAUACAGUAUUAUGUAAAUGGUGGGGCUUUAUUAAUGGCACAAGUUAUGGAACAAAUGCAAAACAAUCCUAUUUAGCUUCCCGAGCUUAUGUAGCUUGUAGCUAAUAGAAUGCUUUACCAAAAGUAUUGGAGUGAGAUUGCAGAAGGAAUUGGGGAGCUGUCCUGCUGUAAAGUUUUGUCCUCUCUCACCAGUGAGGUUAGCAUGAUAAAACACACAGUUCCAGGAUGUCUAACUGGUUUGGUAGCUUUAUUUACCCAGUAUUGAGUUAGACAAAACAAUGUGUGUGAAGAAGGAAGGCUGCUCGUUUAGGACUGCCACUACCGUGUGAGCCUACUAACUGACUUGUCAGUCAAAUGAAGCAAGCAAGUACGGCACUUCAAAUCUUAAGCACGUUAUCAGUGUGCUUUUAGGAUUAGUCCUCAUCAAUUGGUUUAGAAAGUUUGGUUUUCAUUCACAAUAACAGAUUGUGUGUUUAGUAUCAUAGUAAGGUACUUUUAGACAACACAUGAACAGUGACAUUUUCUUUAAGACGGUUGACUAAAGGAGGCCACUUCUAGACCUUUCAACCCUCAAGAGUUCAAAGAUUGUUUAAGAUUUUGUAUGUAGAGGUGCCACUAACAGAAUGGCACAGGUGUGAGAGACACAUUAAGAGUCAAUAUUGGCUCUUCAGCUGUGUGUGUGUCGUAGGCAUGAGCCAGUUUGAUAUGAUGUGCUUAAUUAGAACCCUUAAUGCAUCCCAAAUGGCACCCUAUUCUCUACAUAGUGCACUAUUUAUGGGCCCUGAUCAAAAACAGUGCACUAUAUAGGGAAAAGGGUGAUAUUUGGGACGCAUACACUAGCUUGAUCCUACUCUGGAAAGCCUCCAAACAGGCUGGGAUGGUAAGUGCUCCAGACAGAGGAAAUCAAUGUUAUUGGCCUGCUCCUUACUAUCUCUAUGUCACCCACACUAGUAUCAGUGAUGUAGUGGUAAAGAAUAGGUGGUUAAACUGAUCACUGGUCACAGUGAAAAAAGUAACGCUCCAUAUACUUUCAAUGCAUUUUCCACCAAAAUGUGGGUAAACUUUAGUGCAAAAAAAGGUGCAUCACUGUCUGGUAUCCAAGAUGAUUUCCAAGCAGAUGUUUUUGUUUUCCAUUUUUGGAAGAAAUAUGAACAUGAUUUAUGUUAGUGCUUUGCCUGCAGUGUUGCCAAUUUGUCAGAACAUUCCUCUUCAUUUACCUUCUGUGGUACCACUGACACAAUUUUUCUGUGAGAAUUUUUUAAAUCUUAUUUCCCAAUCAUUAUGUAACAAAUAACAAUUUAUAUUUGUGCUGUUAUUACAUAGUUACUGCCUUUGUUGGUAUAUGAAUAUGCCAUUUUAUAAAUUCUGUCAAAUUAGAAGGAAUGGUCUAUUCUUGUAUUGUACAUAAUGUACCAGAUAAUUGAUAAACACUGUAUAGUAUGCCUAUUGUAUGUGAUACAAUUAUCAACCAAAUUAUAAAUUAAUAAGGGACAAGAAAUUUGAAAUGGAUUUUCUUUGUUUAGGUCGCUAUUUCAUGUCAGAUUACUUUAGUCAAAACUGAGUUAAAUCAUUUGUAAUGAUUGUGAAAACAGUUUAUGAAGAAUUGAGGCAGCAAUAAAUCAGGAGUUAGAAAAA
Oncorhynchus tshawytscha (Chinook salmon) is the source of this 3992-nucleotide messenger RNA. It is a transcript of the gene nek8, whose product is annotated as NIMA-related kinase 8. The transcript is spliced from 15 exons. Gene Ontology annotation, molecular function: ATP binding; protein kinase activity. Bases 55 to 2142 code for a protein of 695 amino acids. The record is from RefSeq and is a predicted model, not a curated record. NCBI's taxonomy places the organism in Eukaryota, Metazoa, Chordata, Actinopteri, Salmoniformes, Salmonidae. Gene Ontology annotation, biological process: protein phosphorylation.